GCCUCGCUGUUCGUCAUCGCGUUGUUUUUCCAGCGUCCUCCUGCGUCUGCAUAUAUGCGACCGACAGGCUGAUUUCAUAACGCGGGGAGGAAGAGAGGAAUGGGGCUUUGAGGACGGACGAGCACCAGCUCCCGGUCGGCUCCACGCAUAAGCAGCAGUAAUCUUUAGUGGGCCAUGCAGAGGAUGCUCUGGGAGGAGAUGCGGUGCUGAUGCUGAUGCUGCUGCUGUUUGCGUCUUGAGCAUCAAUCGCCCUGACGGCAAAAGAGAUAGCGAUCGAUCUCCGGAGCCACGGACACAGCACCGAGACCCACACAGGAUGGAGUUCAAGCAUCUGGUGGAGGCAGCGGAGAAGUGGUGCUCCGGGAACCCGUUCGACCUCAUAUUUGCGGAGGAGAACGACGAGAGGCGGCUGGACUUUUACGCAGAGCCCGGCGUUUCCUUCUACGUCCUGUGUCCUGGUGGUACCGACAGCUUUCAUGUGUGGAGUGAGAGCGAGGACUGCCUCCCCUUUCUGCAGCUGGCCCAGGACUACAUAUCCUCCUGUGGGAAGAAGACUCUGCUGGAGGUGCUGGAGAAGGUCUUCACGUCCUUCAGGCCUCUGUUAGGCCUUCCAGACAUAGACGACGACAGUUUUGAGCACUACCAUGCCGACAUGGAGGGGGAACCUGGACCAGACCACCAGCAGAUGGGGGUCAGCCAGCAGUGAUGCGUCCCCAUGAGGGAGCUCUAUCCUGGGCUGGGCUGCUCCACAGCUUUGGGCCUCGACACAUUAACACACACACACACACACACACACACACACACACACACACACACACACACACACACACACACACACACACACACACACACACACAGUUAAAUUGGUGAAAAUUCACUUCCUUGUUCUUGAAUGUCUCAGUUGCUUUGCUUCCUAAAGAGUGCCCUUUGUUGAUCCUACAACAAAAAACAUCAACACACACACACACACACACCUACACACACUCUGGGGUCACACGAGUAACCAUGUACAAGGCAGCAUCUUAAUCAUUCACCAUUUGGCAAGUUAAAGUUCAGCACAGCUUUGUAAUGAAGAAAUACUUUCAGACGUUACGGCAAUACACACCUCCACCCUCGUGGAGAUGAAUGUGGCAGACUGCUGCCUCUCUGACACAAAUGAUGCUCGAAAACCAGAGGAAACGCAGACAUGUGACAGUUUGAGGCUGAAGCAUGAAGUAGCGAGAGGACAGGUGCAGCUUUUCCACUCUGAGGAAGACGUGCAUACUUGUGACAGACUGAUGAGUGUAAAUCCUGAUCUAACUAACCGAACUAGGCAUCCUGCAGCCGUGAAUAAAAAGCCCCCCCCCCCUGUGCUAACAGUCCUUUUGUGGAAAACAGUAGCAUGGUUAUUUGCGAGGUGUGUUUCUUACUGUUUGCUAGGCACUGCAUCUCAAACAGCCGCUUCAUUAAGAUGUUUUCAUCACUUUUGGUAUCUUUUAACCACUGCCUCAUCCAGCCCAGCUCCCACUUUAACUUCCUGUAGUCUUCCUGGUCGUCCCUCAGCACGAUCUGAGGAGAAACUCUGAUUUCCAGACUUGAGUUAUUUUGGUUCUGCUGUCUCACCUGGAGGUACCUCCUCAUGGAGGGCCCACCCACACCCCUAGGCAGAGGAAUAGUUUAUUUGUAGCUUCCUUCUGACGCCACCAUGUCCCUGUCCACCACCAGGUCCAGGACUGACAGGUCUUCAGCUGAGCUCCUCUGGCUUGUAAACGUUUCUCUCUCUUGUUUGAAUGUUUCUCAUGCAGUGUACCUUCUGUUUGUCCUCUGGUGUGUGACUUUGGUCAAUAAACCGUAUGAACAGA
Messenger RNA from Nothobranchius furzeri (turquoise killifish), 1841 nucleotides. It is a transcript of the gene mturn, whose product is annotated as maturin, neural progenitor differentiation regulator homolog (Xenopus). NCBI's taxonomy places the organism in Eukaryota, Metazoa, Chordata, Actinopteri, Cyprinodontiformes, Nothobranchiidae. The record is from RefSeq and is a predicted model, not a curated record. Gene Ontology annotation, biological process: positive regulation of megakaryocyte differentiation; regulation of signaling. Gene Ontology annotation, cellular component: cytoplasm.